Molecule: messenger RNA, 1451 nt
Organism: Cladophialophora immunda
Lineage: Eukaryota; Fungi; Ascomycota; Eurotiomycetes; Chaetothyriales; Herpotrichiellaceae
Exons: 2
Coding region: 445-885 (146 amino acids)
Biological process (GO): vesicle-mediated transport
Cellular component (GO): intracellular membrane-bounded organelle
Source: RefSeq, a predicted model, not a curated record
UACGUUAACGCUUUUGCCUGCCAACUCAUUUUUCCACCUUGUUAUACGUACCUAUCUGAUCCCAUCAUCAUCACCAUUACCUCAACUGCAAAUCCCUGGAAAUCAAAUAUCAUUUCAGCCUCGUUGAUUUGUGUAAGCGCCCUCGUUCUCUGCGCCUCAGACAUCAGCGGGCACCUACCGCGGCAACCUACAUCGCAUACGAAUCACCAGCCUCCACUCUGCUUGACAUCACCACAUUCCAUAUCCACACACACUCACACACGUAUACGCAGGCACAGCAGCCAUGAACCCCAGACUCGUCACCAGACAGUACUACGGAGACAACGUGUAAGCACUGCCAUCCUCGAAUGAAAUCUCUUUAUAUGCCAUUCAUUCUUCCCGGUUGCCUUUCGUCACCACCACUUUCACACCAAGACUUCUUCCUGCUAACACUUUUCCUUCGUCAUGGCCAGAUGCAUCGACAACAACGGCGUCGCAUACAGAUGUAAUUCGGCUUGGUAUGACUGGGGUAGAUGGGUUGCCCUCGCCAUCAUCAUCAUCGGCGCAUUCCUCAUCUUCUUCCUCUUCAGCUUGUGGAGCGCUCGCCGAAGACGUCGCAUGGGUAGACAACCUCUGUACGGCACAGGAUGGACAGGCCGCACCCCUUGGGGCCACGGGCCUGCUCAGUACAACCCUGGCUUCCAGCAAACACAACAAGCGCCUUAUCAAGCACAAGCACCACCUGCCUACAACCAAAACCAGAGUUACGGGGGGUACUACGGCCAAAAUCAAGGCUACUUUGGCGGGAGACAGACCGACGUUGAAAUGCAGCCACCACCAAAUACCUACAGAGGAGGAGACGAUGUCUACACUCCCCCAACGGGUCCUCCACCCGCAAAAAAGUGAUUGAGGUUGAUUCCACCUCACGGGAGUGAUUUUGUGGUAUUGCGAAAUAACAUGUUAAAGAGCUGCGAUUAAGGAAGAUGUUGUCGAGACAAUAUGAGAUGGUCUGUACAAAAGGAGGAGCUGAAGAGAGUGUACGAUAGAUUUAGGGGGCGCUGGCUAUCCUAUGCAAUCGGAACUCGAGAGGAAUGGCAACUGGAGGGGCAAGAUUCACGAAGAAUGUAGCGUUACGACAAUGGACUAAUUCAUCACUUUUUGCCGAAGCGUGCGAGACCUCUCCCCGUAUAAUGCCAUUGUCUGCUCUUACCGUGCAGCCUCGCACCGGAUCGGGUGUGCAUCCCCUGUUCGGGCGGCCAGGCUCUGACGAGCGCCGGCGUUUCAGCUGGAAUGCGCCCGCAAGAUGCAAAGCUCGGCAGGGUCAGAUCGCCCUGGAGGAGCCCGCAAUGAGCUGUCCCCGGAGUGCGGCGAUUGGCCUGUCGGCGACCCCUGCUUCGACCCAAACCCGCGACUUGUGGCCUUGUGGCCUUGUUGCUCCGCCUCCUGCGUUACUCAAUCCUCUCUCACUUGAG